CUAUCAGUUUCUUUUUACAACUAGUGAGAAAUAUUGCGAUAUUUGUGAAGUUUUUAGAUAUACGUCAGCUAAUUUUGUUUAAAACAUUUUACAUUUUGUUUAUCGUGCAAUUUUGGGUGCCACCCAAAGCUUUAUGUUGACUGAAGUUUAGUCUCCUUGACUAAAAUCUUUUGUAAAACACUCUCCUAAACUUUGUUGCUCGAUAUAAUAUUACAUAAUCCGCAUCUCGGGUAUUUUGCACAGUAAAUAACUGUUCUAAACAACCUAAUGUAACACAUUUUAACAAGCUUAGUAUUUCCUCGUCAGGUAUAAUGCUUUGCGCGCUCCCAUUGACAUGGACGCGAACGCGCUUUAAAACCCGGUUUAUGCGCGACUCCGCCGCUGAGUUGUUGCGAGGGGCACUGGAGUCGGGAGCGCGCCCGUAGACUAAAAGGCUGCUGCUGCUUAUCAUCACAGAGGCGUCACGUCACGUCACGGAUCCGCAGCGAGCAAACGACAGAGAGAGAGAGAGAUGCUGAGGUGACAGGCAGAAGGAGAACGGGGACGAACACAUUCUGUCACAACACACUCGUUUCCCUGCUUUAUUUUUCCGAACCGCUCACAGCUGCUCCGUCACCAGCGGCCGCAGCAGCGGCUGAAACGUCCGCCUCUUCUAGCCGAUGACCCACACGCUAUGGGAUUCCGCUGCGCUUCGUCCCCGCCGCCUCCAAACGUAGCAGAUUUGCUCUAACCACACCCGGCUCCUCUGUGGAUCAAGGCUGUAAAGAGCAGAGUGUCCUCCAUCAGAGUCCAAAUGCCCGUCCCAUUCUGAAGCUGCUGGUCGAGGGGGGGAAGCAGUGAGGACAUCGUCCCUGGUCGGCAGGCGGAAUGAGCGGGGGAGCGGAGCAAACUGACAUCCUAAGCGUGCUCUCCCUGGUCAAGGAGCGAUGGAAAGUGGUGAAGAAGAUCGGAGGUGGAGGGUUUGGCGAGAUCUACGAGGCGCUGGAUCUGCUGACACGGGUCAGCGUGGCUCUGAAGGUGGAGUCGGCGCAGCAGCCCAAACAAGUGCUCAAGAUGGAGGUGGCCGUGCUGAAGAAGCUCCAGGGUAAGGACCACGUGUGUCGCUUCGUGGGCUGUGGCCGCAACGACCGCUUCAACUACGUGGUUAUGGAGCUUCAGGGUCGUAACCUCGCCGACCUCAGACGGAGUAUGAGCCGGGGCACGUUCAGCAUCAGCACCACCCUGCGUCUGGGUCGUCAGAUCCUGGAGUCCAUUGAGAGCAUCCACUCUGUGGGCUUCCUGCAUCGCGACAUCAAACCGUCCAACUUUGCCAUGGGUCGUUUCCCCAGCACCUGUCGGACCUGCUACAUGCUGGACUUUGGUUUGGCUCGUCAGUUCACCAACUCCUGCCAGGAGGUCCGACCUCCUCGUCCAGUGGCAGGAUUCAGAGGAACAGUGAGAUAUGCAUCUGUCAACGCUCACAAAAACAAGGAGAUGGGUCGUCACGACGACCUGUGGUCCCUCUUCUACAUGCUGGUGGAGUUUCUGGUGGGUCAGCUGCCGUGGAGGAAGAUCAAAGACAAGGAACAUGUGGGGAAGCUGAAGGAUACAUACGACCAUCGGCUGAUGCUCAAACAUCUGCCUGCAGAGUUUGCUGUGUUUUUGGACCACAUCGCCAACCUGGAUUAUUUCACCAAGCCUGAUUAUCAGCUGCUGAUGUCGGUGUUCGACAACAGUAUGAAAACCUACAACGUGGUGGAGAACGACCCCUACGACUGGGAAAGAACCGGUACAGAUGGAACACUGACGAUCAGCGCCAGCGCCACCACACCGCAGCAUCACACCCGCCUCACUCCUGCACAUAUGGGGAUGGCCAACGCCUCCCUGAUUCCUGGAGACCUGAUGAGGGAGAACACGGAUGAGGUUCUGCAGGACGAGCAGCUCAGCGAUGUGGAGAACAACGCCGUUCCGGAGCGUCUGCCCGGCUCUCCUCUCCACCCACACCGUAACCAGGAGGCCGACGUCUGGGAGGAGCUGGACCGGAACCGGAAUCGUAUCAGAACAGCAGUGUGGAAGCAGGGGGCGACAGAGGAGGAGCACAGAACCAACCAGGGAAACCAAGGACCUCCGAGCCCCUACACUGGACCAAGUCUAGGCUCUCCUGUUAAACUCCACUCUGAGGUGAUGGCUUCAGACCGUGAUGGUCCUCUGCUGAGGAAACUUCGAAACAUCCACAGCUUCGACCUGGAGAGGAGGCUGGGUCUGGAGUCCAAACCCAGUCCAGAGAGGUUUCUGGAAGCCUGUCCAACAAAGCCUGGAUCUCCACAACAGGAGAAGGAGACCAACGCAGCUGCCAUCAUCAAAGUAACUCAGGGUCAAAGUGCACCUGCUGGGGAGCGUCCUGACAGGGUGUGGCACUACGACGAGGAGUUCCUGUCUGGUGGAGGCUCUCCUAAACCAGCGUCUCCUGCGUCUAUGGAACAGGGAGAGGGGGCGGCCAUCAGUGGGGGCUUCGUGGCCCUGAACUUAAGCUCUGGGAGGCAGGACAUUGACUCAAGGGAGUGGGUCAUGGUGGAGAGACCAGGUGGCUCCCCCGGAGGAAAAGCUACCACCAGUCCAUCAGAGGAGGAGGAGGAUGAGGAGCCAGAAGUGCUCCAGCCAGAGGAACAGUCUCCUGGUUGGGAAAAGGGCAGUGCGAGCCCGAGUUCUGGAAAAGCCAAACAGGAAAGUGUGUCUUCUACAAAAGUGGACAAGUUAGAGCUAAGUGUGGGCCCCGCGGGGACACUGCCGCCUGUCACUCCCACCAGUCCGGCCGAGGCUCUGGCUGAGGGCGUUCUCACUCAGCUCCCCACCUCUCCUCCGUCCCUGCCUGAGGAAGUGUUGAUACGGACGUCCAGCCCCGUCCCUCUCCGUUCUCCCAGUCCUCACACCCUCCUGACCUUGUCAGACCCGCUGUACCAGCGCCACACACAGGCCCUGACUCGCAGCCAGUCGGCCGAUCAGCAGCAGCAGCAGAAGCAGCGGCGGCAGAAGCAGGAACGUCCCUCCUCUUCCUCCUCCUGCCACGCCUCCCUCCCACUACCACCAAACCCUGUCCCCGAAGCUCGCUCGCCCACUCGUAGGAAACUCCCUGCUAUUCCGGCAGGCGCCGCCAACGCAAAGUUCCCCUCUGUCAUACGCAUCACACGUGCCCAACUCCAGCAGUUGACGGCUCAGCGUCCCUCGGCUCUGUCCUCCCAGUCAGGAUCGGACAGCGCUCCACAGUGCCUCCUUCUGGAAAGGCGAGGUGAUGCCAAAGCUGAAGCUGAGACUGAGGCUCAGCAGGAUAAGGAGAACACAGUGGACACUGACUGCGUUCCCUCACACCCAGGGACACCCACGGACCCCCUGGCUGAAGCGUUGGUCAACGGAGACAAUCACACCAAGGCUCCAAGCCCCGUGCCGAGCCACGUGUCUUCCCCACGUUCUCCCUGCUCGUCUUCCUCUCCGAAGUCCCCGCGCUCUCCUCGAUCCCCUCACUCACCUUGCAGUCCUGGUUCUGCCAGUGGCCACAACUCCUCUCAUGAAAACAGCCAAAAGAAUCAAAAUAAUUCUGUUGCCCAGAAGCCCAAAGAUCUGGAGAAGGAUUUUUGCCACGCUCCAUCAGCCACCGAGUCUGAGCCAAAUCAAGAGGAGGGUGGAGUGCUGACCCAAGCUCUAGAUCAGAAUAGUAACCUAACCCCCUCCUCCCCGUCUCCAGCUGCCCCCCAUAAGGACCCCACCCGCAGGCAGAGUCGCAUCCCAGUCCUGGAGCCCUCCAGCCUGUUAGAACUCCCACCUCCAGGCUCUGCCAAGGAGAAACUCCUGCAGAAGAAAGCCGUUCACCAAGGCCCUGUCCCGUCUCCCACUGCAUCACCCUCCCUCUCUGAUAGACGUGGCCCCCUAGUGGCCUCCCUGGCAAAAGACCCGCUCUCGUCCACCUCUGAUCGUUCUCAGGAUGAGGAUUCGCUCAUGGGCUCCCCCUCCGAUCGUCAAGGAGAUGAUGCUCCGUCCCUGUCCUCGUCCUCCAGCCCUCUGUCCCGCAAGAGCCGUAUCCCUCGCCCUGUCCACUCAGCCUCUUCAGCUGAGCAGCUGGCUGCACAGUUCCUGCCCCGACCACCUCCUGGAAAGCCACCGUGCCGGGGCACAGUAGAGGGCAGGCUCAGGCGUUACCGGAUUCGAGCCGGCAGCACCAGUGACUCAGACCUUCUGUCAUGCCUUGCUCAGCUGAUGCACGGAUCUCGUGGCUCCCCGCUCCAUCACCGACACUCUCCCCAGCACGGGAGCUCCAGGAUGGGCAUGUGCAGCCUGACCAGCUCUCCUCACCACCACCGCAGCUCUAGCGCCUCCCCACGUAGCUCCUCCUCCCUGCAGCGCUCUGUCAGUUCCUCACCUUCCCGACACGAGCACCGUGGCGGAGGAGGAGGAGCAGCCGGAGGAGGAGGAGGCUGUCUUGGCCGCAGCCGUUCACCUCCCAGCUUCUCCGGCUCGCCGCCUUGUCGACGCUUCUACCCCCAUCACCAGGAGACCUGCUGCAGUAGGCAGGCUCGUGCCGGCUCUUUCUUCCUGUCCAGGGGGAAAGGCUGCAGCAGGGAGGGCAAGUGCUCCACCAAGAUGAGCAGAUAGUUGCCCACCAGGCCGUGUCUCCACAGCAGAGGAUGGGAGGAAAACUCUAUAUCAAACAAAAGUCAGGCUGAAAACCUGAGCCUUCUUCUAUAGUUAGAUCAGAAAAAUCCUCUUUCCUGGUUUUAACCUUGUCAAAGUCUGAAUACUACUCUCCCCUCGUCCCCUCCACAUGUACAGGCUGCAGGUUUGUGUUGCUGCACAUUUCACAGGGUGAUUUCCAGAAGAGGGCCUGGUUGACCAGACGACCUGGGAGUUGUCAUGAGGUUUUCAUUAUUGCCGUCCACCAAGCUGUGGUGUGGAACGUUCCUAUCUGCUGUGAGAAUGGUCGAGAAUGAUGUUAGAGAAAAACACUCUUGAAAAUAACAGCAAAACUGAGGCAAAGUUUUGAAGUCAGUUGGAAUCGCACUUGUUUCGCACGACGCCGCACAUCGUCAUUACCACUGUCAAAUGAAUAUUUUUGCCUUGUGUUCAAAGUAAACACACAACAUCCGUAAGUUACCACUUCCCAGUAAUACUUUGCACACAGUUUUUUGUCGUUUUUUUUUUUCUAGCAAUACAGAAGAAUUCCAUUGAUUUAGUGAGCGGCAGAAGAAAACAUUAAGAUGGCUCAUAAACAGUUGUGCAACUGUUCUCUUUUUCUUUUGUUUCUUAAAAAUAUUAGUAUUGUAGUACCACUGCAGGCCAUCGGGGGGCUUCCAACAAAAAUGGCUGUAUUCUUUCAUGAAGUAUUCCCAUAUUGGUUACCUUGGUGACGUAUACCAAACUAAGAAGCAUUGUGAUAGUUAAGGAUUUUAAAUAAAUAUUGGAUAAACAAAAAAACUGAACAAACGGAUUUCUGAGCACUGAUGAAAUGGACACUAAAGGCUAGCUCUACCUCUGUGUCUUAUCGUGGCCUAGAGCUAACAGCUAGCUACUGUUCCCUUCCCAGGAUACAUAGAUCUCAAGUUCGUUAUGGAUCAAUAUUUUCUCUGCUUAUUCUACUUCCUGUGGCGCAGGAUGGUCCAAGCUACUGAGUGGAUCAUCCUGCUCCUCACUAUAUAUACACUAUCUAUUAUUUAUCCUCAGUAUUAAUGCACUGGGUUG
Messenger RNA from Cynoglossus semilaevis (tongue sole), 5706 nucleotides. It is a transcript of the gene ttbk2a, whose product is annotated as tau tubulin kinase 2a. The coding region runs from base 868 to 4623 and encodes 1251 amino acids. NCBI's taxonomy places the organism in Eukaryota, Metazoa, Chordata, Actinopteri, Pleuronectiformes, Cynoglossidae. The transcript is spliced from 16 exons. The record is from RefSeq and is a predicted model, not a curated record. Gene Ontology annotation, biological process: protein phosphorylation. Gene Ontology annotation, molecular function: ATP binding; protein kinase activity.